Messenger RNA from Fusarium redolens, 912 nucleotides. Its product is annotated as Alpha/Beta hydrolase protein. The record is from RefSeq and is a predicted model, not a curated record. The coding region runs from base 1 to 912 and encodes 303 amino acids. The transcript is spliced from 4 exons. Gene Ontology annotation, molecular function: hydrolase activity. Lineage: Eukaryota; Fungi; Ascomycota; Sordariomycetes; Hypocreales; Nectriaceae. Gene Ontology annotation, cellular component: extracellular region.
AUGAAGUUGACUUCCAUCAUCAGCUUUUGGGUACUAGCCCUCUUCAGCAGCGUCCACGGUGCUGAAGUAGUUCCUCGAGGUCAACUCAAAGAAGUCACUAGCUAUGGCAGCAACCCAACCGGCACAAAGAUGUUCUUGUACGUGCCUAAGAACUUGAAGUCCAACCCUGCUGUUGUCGUUGCUCUUCACUACUGCACUGGUACUGCUCAGGCUUACUACCAGGGCACAAAGUGGGCUUCCAAUGCUGAGAAGUACGGUUUCAUCGUUGUCUACCCUCAGACUCCUUAUACUCCUGGUAACUGCUGGGAUGUCUCGUCCAAGAUGACCUUGACGCACGAAGGUGGUGGCUGCAGUACUUCUAUUGCCAACAUGGCCAAGUUUGUUCUUAAGGAGUACAACGGUGAUGCCAAGAAGGUCUUUGUCACUGGUGAAUCUUCCGGUGCCAUGAUGACCAACGUCAUGCUUGCUACCUACCCCGACGUCUUCGCCGCAGGAAGCGCCUAUGCCGGCGUUCCCGCCGGUUGCUUCGUCAGCCAGCAGAACCAACCCGCCGCAUGGAACUCAACCUGCUCCCAAGGAAAGUCCAUCUACACUCAGACACAGUGGGCCAACGUUGUCAAGAACAUGUACCCUGGCUACAACGGUGCUCGACCCAAAUUCCAAAUUUACCAUGGAACAGCAGACCCUACUCUCAACGUCCAGAACUACUAUGAGGAGAUCAAGCAGUGGACUGGUGUUUUUGGAUACUCUUCCAACCCUCAGUCAUCUACACCUAACACUCCCGCAAGCCCAUUUACUCGCCAGGUCUUUGGUGAGAAGUUCCAGGCUUUCUUGGGCCAGGGUAUUACACACGGCGUUCCUCAUUUCGAUGACAAUGACCUCAAGUGGUUCGGUAUUAUCGAUACUCCGUGA